CGCCGCAGCAGCAAAUGUUCAUGCAGCAGCAGCAGCAAAGCCUGGAUCUUUAUCCGGACGGUCAAAUCGACCACUCCGACUUGGCCACGUCAUCAAGAUCUGUGAUGAUAAGCUGUCGGGACUGUGGCAACCAAGCCAAGAAGGGGUGCGCACACAUGCGGUGCAGGACCUGUUGCAAGAGCCGUGGCUUCGACUGUCCCACCCACGUGAGGAGCACAUGGGUCCCCGUCGCUAGACGCCGCGAGCGCCAGCAGCAGUUGGGGGGGGGAGGGGGAGCCAAUAUCCCGAAACGUCCCAGAGACACCCCCUCGACAGGGACGUUAGAUAUGGGAGAGGCGGCUUUUCCGGCGGAAGUGAACUCGGAAGCGGUUUUCCGGUGCGUGAGAAUGAGCGGAAUCGACGACGGAGAUGGCCAAUACGCUUACCAGACGGCGGUGAACAUAAGCGGUCACGUCUUCAAGGGAAUUCUCUACGACCAGGGCCCAGAAAGCAGCCACAACAUAAGCGGCGGCAGUGCCGGCAGCGACCACCAGAGCUCCUCCGCAGGAAAUCCAUUGAAUCCGGCGGCAGCCGCCGGAGGAGCUUCUUCCGGCCACGCCGUGGGACCCUCGCCAAUGUUUGUGGACCCUUCUGCUUAUUACAACCCGGGUAACCUAAGCAUGUUCACGCCUGCAGGUACGCAAUUCUAUCAUCACAACCCAAGAUCUUGAUGAUAUCCAAUAACGUUUCAAGUUUACUGAAAUUGAAUUUUUCAGUGUGUAAUGUUUUUUUAUUUACCCCCCCGCGAUGUAAA
Messenger RNA from Tarenaya hassleriana, 793 nucleotides. RefSeq names its product protein SHI RELATED SEQUENCE 2. The record is from RefSeq and is a predicted model, not a curated record. Gene Ontology annotation, cellular component: nucleus. Gene Ontology annotation, molecular function: DNA-binding transcription factor activity; DNA binding. Gene Ontology annotation, biological process: positive regulation of DNA-templated transcription. Lineage: Eukaryota; Viridiplantae; Streptophyta; Magnoliopsida; Brassicales; Cleomaceae.